CGAGUAUGGCCGACAAAGUUUUGAGGAAGAUGUUGUUACGCCACAGAUCUAGUUUAAUAUCACGAACUUUUAGCUCCUGCAGUCGACGAUGUUCAGGCGAGAGACUACAGUCAAGAUUGAGUCCAGGACAGACAAAAAGUGCUCAGCAUACCAACACAUCUGCUCAGAACUACUUUUCAUGGAUCGGAAAAUCAUCUCCAUGUUUCCAAGUGAAAGGCGAACAGGUUCUUGUCUUGACGGAGCCGACACAGUUUUAUGAAAUUUUGAAAUUGAAGACCAGGAAAGCAAAGGAAAGGAUAACUUUUGCUUCACUUUACCUGGGGACUGGUCAUCUAGAACAGGUCGAAUGUGUUCGAGAAGCAUGUGAGAAUGCUAGGCUUGAAGGAAACACCAACUUUCAGGUGAACAUUUUACUAGAUUUUAAUCGUGGAUCUCGCGGGAGUGACUGCAAUUCGCGGACAAUGCUGUUGCCGCUGUUGGAGGAGUACCCAGAAAUGGUGCACGUUUCACUGUACCACACUCCAGACCUGCGCGGCCUGCUGAAACGUGUGGUACCGGAGCGAUUCAACGAAACCAUUGGCCUCACACACGUCAAAGUGUAUUUGUUUGAUGACAGCUUCAUAGUCAGUGGAGCUAAUUUGAGUGACAGCUACUUCACGAAUCGUCAGGACCGAUACAUUCUUUUCAACAGCUGUAAGCAGCUGGCAGAUUUCUUCCAUCAGUUAGUCGAAACAGUAUCCACAUUUUCAUUUCAACUUGGCAGCAACAACUCAAUUUCAUUAUGCAGGGACUGGAACAUCCACCCAUAUAAAGACAGUGAUGACGGGACAAGGUUCAAAUGGUCUGCACGACAGAAAAUACAAGAUGUUAUUAGUAGAACGUUUCAGACACAAGUUAAUUUAAAAGAGAAUUCAGAUGAACUCUCAGCAAACGAAGACAGCUCAGAACCUGACAGUGCCACAAACAGUUCUGAGUAUGACACAUGGAUAUAUCCUUUGAUACAGAUGGGACCUCUAGGAAUAUCACAUGAUGAGUUUGUGACCUUGACCUUGUUAAGAAAAGCAGCAGCCAGGGAUGUGAUUCUGUUGUCAUCCGGAUACUUUAAUCUGACGGACCACUACAUGCAUGUUAUACUGGAGGAAUCACUCGCAAAAUAUCGAAUUCUCAUGGCAUCCCCAGAGGUAAAUGGCUUUUUCAAAGCACGUGGUAUUGCGGGAUAUGUACCUCACGUGUAUAUUUACAUUGCACGGCAGUUCUAUCGAAGGAUAGUUCACAGUGGUCAGAACAGGAGGCUUCAGCUCUUUGAGUAUUUCCGCGACAAGUGGACGUUUCACGUCAAAGGCUUGUGGUACUACUUACCCAACAACAAUCUUCCUAGCAUGACAAUGAUUGGAUCUACAAAUUUUGGUUACAGGUCUGUUUACAGAGAUCUCGAGUGUCAGCUGGCCGUAGUAACAGAAAACCCACAGCUUGCAGAACAGCUCAGGGAGGAACAUGCAAGGUUGUACCAGUCAUCAGUUCCAGUGACCAGUGACCUGUUUCAGAGAAGAGACAGACAUGUUCCACUGUGGGCCAAAAUAGUGACAAAAAUUAUAAAGAAUUUCUUUUGACGGACUACUUUUAAUGUAUUUAUUGACUGGGAAAAAGACCAUAAAGUGUUAUUGUUUUAAA
Molecule: messenger RNA, 1671 nt
Organism: Gigantopelta aegis
Lineage: Eukaryota; Metazoa; Mollusca; Gastropoda; Neomphalida; Peltospiridae
Product: CDP-diacylglycerol--glycerol-3-phosphate 3-phosphatidyltransferase, mitochondrial-like
Exons: 9
Coding region: 6-1610 (534 amino acids)
Biological process (GO): cardiolipin biosynthetic process
Cellular component (GO): mitochondrion
Molecular function (GO): CDP-diacylglycerol-glycerol-3-phosphate 3-phosphatidyltransferase activity
Source: RefSeq, a predicted model, not a curated record